CCCUCAAACAAAACAAAACAUAACAUCUUGUUAUGGUUGUCAUAUUCAAUUAUUUUCUUGAAUAGUGCGGGAAAUGAAUUCAAGAUUCAUCCGUUCGAUAUCUUCGUCAAGGUCUGAUGGGAAGAGUGAAAAUGAAAUGAGUAACGGCGAUGAAGAGUGUAGUAAUUACACUCGUGUGAGUAUCUUAAAUAUGAGGGGAGGUGAUGGACACAAUAGUUACGCUACCAACUCUCUUCUUCAGAGAAGAGUUUUAUCAAUGAGCAAGCCCAUAUUGGUUAAAAAUACCAAAGAAAUGAUGACAAACUUGGAAUUUCCUAAAUGCAUCAAAGUAGCAGAUUUAGGCUGUUCUUCUGGACAAAACACAUUUUUGGCGAUGUCUGAGAUCGUAAACACAAUUAAUGCGUUAUGUCAAGAACGGAACCAAAACCCACCAGAGAUUGAUUGCUGUCUGAACGAUCUCCCUGGUAAUGAUUUCAACACGACGUUCAAGUUCAUAAGUUUCUUCAACGACAAGCUCACAAGCAAUACACCAUGCUUUGUCUCUGGAGUUCCUGGUUCCUUUUACUCAAGGCUCUUUCCUAGCAAGAGUCUCCAUUUCAUUCAUUCAAAUUACAGUGUUAAUUACCCCUCUAAGGUUCCGGAAGGACUGGAGAAGAACAAGAUGGGUGUGUACAUAACAAGUUCAAGUCCUCUAAGUGAAUACAAGGCUUACUUGAAUCAGUUCCAAAAAGAUUUUAAUACAUUUCUAAGAAUGCGGUCUGAAGAGAUGGUAUCUAAUGGACGCAUGGUUAUCACAUUACUCGGCAGAAACACUAUAGAUGAUCCGUUGUACAGGGACUGUUGUCAUCAUUUGACAUUGUUAUCCGAUUCUCUGCGCGACCUAGUCAUCGAGGGACUUGUGAGUGCAUCAACGGUGAAUUCAUUCAACAUGCCAUUUUAUGAUCCGACCGAAGAAGAAGUAAAAGAAAUUAUUAGAAAUGAGGGGUCAUUCCAAAUAAACGACUUAGAGACGCAUGCAUUUGAUCUUGGCCAUAGUAAGGAAGAAAGUAGCUUGCAAUCAUGUAGAGCUAAAUCAGGGGAAAAAGAGGCUAAUUGCAUUAGAGCAGCGACUGAAACGAUGCUCGUAGCGCACUUUAGAGAUGCCAUUAAUAUCGAUACAUUGUUUGCAAAAUAUGCACACCAUGUUUCUCAACAUGCUAGCUGCAUAAACAAAACGUCUAUCACUCUAGUGGCUUCAUUGGUUCGGAAAUAAUCUUACUAUACAUCAAGGAAUUAAAAAAAAAAUACAUCAAGGAAUAACUUGUUUAAUGCUUACGAUUUGCUAUGCCUCCAAUUAAAAACUACUUGCAAUAAAUGG
Brassica oleracea var. oleracea is the source of this 1357-nucleotide messenger RNA. Its product is annotated as salicylate/benzoate carboxyl methyltransferase-like. The coding region runs from base 74 to 1252 and encodes 392 amino acids. The transcript has 5 exons. The record is from RefSeq and is a predicted model, not a curated record. NCBI's taxonomy places the organism in Eukaryota, Viridiplantae, Streptophyta, Magnoliopsida, Brassicales, Brassicaceae. Gene Ontology annotation, molecular function: S-adenosylmethionine-dependent methyltransferase activity. Gene Ontology annotation, biological process: methylation.